UGCAGACAAGUGUCUCUGUCAGUCAGAGAGACUUUCUCAGCAAAGCCUCUACAGAACAGCGUGUGGACAUGUCUGCUGCCAGCUGUCUGCUGUCUGAAGACCAGUUUCUGUGCUCCAUUUGUCUGGAAGUGUUCACAGAUCCAGUCAGUACACCAUGUGGACACAACUUCUGCAAGAACUGCAUCACUCAGCACUGGAACAGCAGUCCUCUGUGUCAGUGCCCCGUUUGUAAAAGGAAGUACUACACAAGACCUGAGCUCCAUGUCAAUACUUUCAUCUCUGAGAUGGCUGCUCAGUUCAAGCUGUCAGCUCAGCAGGAAGCCAGCAGCAGCAGCAGCAGCAGCAGCACGAGGAGAUCAGAGCAACAGUCUGCUAAACCAGGAGAAGUUCUCUGUGAUGUUUGUACUGGGACCAAACUGAAGGCUCUGAAGUCCUGUCUGGUGUGUCUGACCACCUACUGUGAGACUCACCUGCAGCCUCAUCAGACUGUUUCAGGCCUAAAGAGACAUCAGCUGAUCGACCCUGUUAAGAGCCUGGAACGAAGGAUAUGUUCAAAACAUGAUAAACCGCUGGAGAUGUUCUGCAAGACCGAUCAGAUGUGUGUCUGUGUUGUGUGCUCUGUUUCAGACCACAAGUGCCAUGAUGUUGUUCCUCUGAAAGAGGAAUACAAAGUGAAGAAGGCAGGGCUGGUGAAGAAACAGGCUGAACUUCAAGGAAUGAUCCUCAAGAGACUGGAGAAGAUUCAAGAGGUUAAACGCUCUGUGCAGCUCAGUAAGGAAGAGGCAGACAGAGAGCUGGAGGGGGGUGUUCAGUUCUUUGUUGAUUUGAUGGAGUCUAUAGAGAGAGGUCUGAAUGAGCUGACAGAGGCGGUCAAAGAGAAGCAGAGAACAGCAGAGAAACAGGCUGCAGACGUCAUCAAGGAGCUCGAGCAGGAAAUCUUUGAGCUGACGAAGAGAAGCUCUGAGAUGGAGCAACUCUCCAGCUCAGAAGACCACCUCCAGUUCAUCCACAACUUCUCUUCUGUGAAAGCUGUUCCACCCACUAAAGACUGGACCAACACCAGUAUCCAUCCACCUUCAUAUGAAGGGAUGGUGGUGAGAGCUGUGAGUCAGGUGGAGAAGAAGCUGAAUGACCAGAUGAAGAGUCUGUUUGAGGACGAGCUGAAGAGAUUCCAGUGGUACAGAUGUUAUGCCAUGCUUGAUCCUGAUACGGUCCACCCCAGACCCCCCCAGUAUAAAGGGAAUGAUUGUAGAUGUGUGUUAUCAAAUCUGGGUUACUCUUCUGGAAGAUUUUAUUUUGAGGUCAAGGUUGACAAGUGGUCUACAUGGACCUUAGGAGUGACCAGGAAGGAUAAUGUGAAAGGACAAGUCCAGCUGAGUUCUAGCAACGGUUUCUGGACUUUAUGUUUGUGCUCUGAUGGGUAUGUAGUUUCCACGGAGCCGGCAGUCCACCUGUCCCUGAGGUCGAAGCCUGUGAAGGUGGGCGUGUACGUCCACUACGACGAGGGUCUGGUCUGCUUUUAUGACGUCAGCACUGCAGCUCUUAUCUACUCCUUCUCUGACUGCUCCUUCACUGAGAAGCUCUACCUGUUCUUCAGUCCCUGUUCCAAUGAUGGUAAUAACAUCCACACUGGUGGGUUCGGCUGCGUAAUACAAUAACCAGAAUGAUAAUGAUGUGCACACCUUUUUCAUAUUUAUCAACUUUUUCAAGAUUUUGUGUCAUAAUCUUUUUUUAUGAUGUACAAACACUUCCUUUAAGCUCCUAAGACCCAAACUCCAUCAUGGCAUUAAUUUUGAAUUUCUC
Molecule: messenger RNA, 1803 nt
Organism: Maylandia zebra (zebra mbuna)
Lineage: Eukaryota; Metazoa; Chordata; Actinopteri; Cichliformes; Cichlidae
Product: E3 ubiquitin/ISG15 ligase TRIM25
Molecular function (GO): zinc ion binding; protein binding
Source: RefSeq, a predicted model, not a curated record